Molecule: messenger RNA, 540 nt
Organism: Penicilliopsis zonata CBS 506.65
Lineage: Eukaryota; Fungi; Ascomycota; Eurotiomycetes; Eurotiales; Aspergillaceae
Exons: 2
Coding region: 1-540 (179 amino acids)
Source: RefSeq, a predicted model, not a curated record
AUGUCCCUCAGCAAAUCCAUCAGAGCAACCCACGACUCUCUCGCCUCCCUCUUUGACCAGAUGGUCGACUCCCUCGACGCCGACGACCAGACCAGACUGCAGAACCAGUUCGUCUGGGAAUUGGCGCGUCAUCUGGUGGCGGAAGAACUGGUGCUGUAUCCUGCCAUGGCCAAGUACGUCGACCGGGGAGUCCUCGAUCUCGACCGAGAUCGAAGAGAACAUGAAUCUAUCAAAUACUAUCUCCGUCUCUUCCAAGGAAUCCCCCCCCAAGACCCCCGUUUCACCUCCACCAUCACCCGGUUGAUGGGCGAACUGCGCGCCCAUCUCCGCCGGGAGCAAGACACAGAGCUCGUCCUGCUGGAGAAUGCGAUCACCAGCGAGGAGAAUCUCCGACUGGCGAAGAGUCUGUCGCGGACGAAGCUGUUUGUUCCGACGCGCGCACAUCCCCAGGCCCCGGACCAACCGCCUUUUGAGACGGCUGCGUCUUUGCUUCUUGCGCCGAUGGACAUGCUGAACGAUCUACUCCGACGGUGGCCGUAG